UUCUUGAAACCUUCUAUAAUAUGGAAAAAAUAUUCAUUUGAAGAUUAACUUCACUCCCAUGGCAAACGCUAAUGCUUUCUUUAUUUUAGUGUGCAUAUUUUCUCUCCUAAUUCUUGUGUCUGCUGCAUAUACAGAAAGAAACAAAUCUACAGGGACUUGGAUUAACCAUGGAGGAGACAUAUACAACAGAAGAUUCGCCGUAAAUGAGACCAAGAUCAGUCCCAAAACUGUUUCCAAUCUAAAGCUGAAAUGGAAAUUCUUUGCCGGAAAAGAUAUAACAGCAACGCCUGCAAUUUUCGACGGUACGGUUUAUUUUCCGAGCUGGAACGGAUACAUAUAUGCAGUCAAAGUGUCUGAUGGAACUCUUGUUUGGAAAAAGAAUUUGCAAAAACUGACUGGACUUAAACCAACUGGGUUUGUUGCGGUGGUAAAUUGGACUGUGUCGAGAUCGACUCCGACGAUCGGAGAAGAUGAUGAUUUGGUUAUAAUCGGAAUAUAUGGUCCUGCUGUUGUUGUUGGUGUUGAACGUUUGACAGGGAAGCUUGUUUGGUCAACUUUGCUUGAUAGUCAUCCUGCUGCUGUUAUUACUAUGUCUGGUUCUUACUACAAAGGCAGGGGUUUCUACGUUGGUACAUCUUCACUAGAAGAAGGCGACGCCAUUGAAGAAUGUUGCACCUUCCGUGGCAGCUUCUCCAAAUUAGACAUAAAAUCAGGGACCAUUCUAUGGCAAACUUUCAUGUUACCAAACAACCACAACAAUCUCAAACAGUACGCCGGAGCAGCCAUAUGGGGAAGCAGUCCGGCCAUCGACAUAGCCAGAAACUUGGUGUACAUUGCCACCGGUAAUCUAUACUCCGCACCGUUUCACGUUCAACAAUGCCAAGCAAAAAAGAAUAACCAGACCAUACCAACUCAUACAGACGAGUGCAUAGAGCCUGAAAACCAUUCAAAUUCCUUUCUAGCGCUUAAUUUAGAUUCUGGGAAGAUCGUGUGGUAUCAUCAACUUGGUGGCUAUGAUGUUUGGUUUUUUGCUUGUAAUAAUAUGUCGACGGCUAAUUGCCCGGUCGGACCGAGUCCUGACGCUGAUUUCGGAGAGGCGCCGAUGAUGCUUAGUAUAUAUGUUAAUGGUAGCAAGCUAGAUGUGGUUGCUGCUGCUCAGAAAAGUGGAUUUGUUUGGACUUUGAGCCGUGACGAUGGUACCCUCAUCUGGUCUACGGAAGCUGGACCGGGUGGGUUGGUUGGAGGAGGCAUUUGGGGAGCAGCAACAGAUGAGAAACGAAUCUACACAAACAUUGCCAACUCCGACGCCAAGAAUUUCACUCUGAAGCCAUCUCUCAAAAACACAACCGCCGGUGGCUGGGUGGCAAUGGAUGCUAAUAACGGAAAAAUACUAUGGUCCACUCCCAAUCCAAGCAAUGCUACCGCCUCCGGCCCCGUCACUGUAGCCAACGACGUCGUUUUCGCAGGAUCGACACACGGAACAGGACCCAUAUAUGCUAUGAAUGCAAGAGAUGGAGAAAUAUUAUGGUCAUAUAAAACUGGAGCUACUGUGUAUGGGGGGUUGUCUGUGAGCAAUGGAUGCAUUUACGUAGGGCAUGGAUAUUCCUUAGGUCUUGGAAGUUUUGCAAAUUAUACCUCUGGAUCCUCCCUCUUUGCCUUCUGUGUUUGAUGCCCCUUCACUUCAUUAGUAAAUAUUUGCAUUGUCAAUAAAUAAAUUGUUGGUUGGGAUAGUAAGGAAUUUGGUACCACUAAAUAAAUUAAUAAAUUUGAAUUUUGGUAAUAGAAUUGAAAAUAUAUAUGUUGAAAACUUAUUCAUUGUCA
Mercurialis annua (annual mercury) is the source of this 1821-nucleotide messenger RNA. RefSeq lists its product as uncharacterized. The record is from RefSeq and is a predicted model, not a curated record. The coding region runs from base 59 to 1669 and encodes 536 amino acids. NCBI's taxonomy places the organism in Eukaryota, Viridiplantae, Streptophyta, Magnoliopsida, Malpighiales, Euphorbiaceae. The transcript is spliced from 4 exons.